AUGGCUGUGUCUCCGUCGGAGCUGGACGUGAUCUCGAGGAGCAGCGAGAUUGUUCCCGAUUCAAUCGUCGGCGGCCAAUUUGAGAGCUUCAAACCCACUGCGGCGACCGUGUCGUCGUCUCUCAUCCUCGGAGUUUCGUCCUUGGGGGAAGCUAAGUUCGACGGAGCGAUCAAGAGCGCGUUGGCGUACGGCAAGUGCAUGAUAGCCGCGGAGGAAAACAAGUUCUCCUGCUUCCUCGAUAAGGCGCUGGUGAACGUGGGGAGGGAGCUGAGCCUCGAGGUGUCCGGGCGUGUGUCCACCGAGGUGGAUCCUAGGCUGGCGCACAACACGGCCGCCAUGGUUGAAAGGGUGCGCAACCUCGCGGAGCUCUACAAGGAGGUGGACGUGGGUGUGAACCGAGUGCUGUUCAAGCUGCCCGCCACGUGGGAGGGGAUUGAGGCGGCGAGGCAGCUGGAAGCAGAGGGCAUCAAGACGCACGUCACUGGCGUCGCCAGCUUCGCCCAGGCGUCAGCAUGUGCGCAGGCCAACGUGGCAGUCAUUCAAAUCCCCGUCGGCCGAAUCAAGGACUGGGCGCGCACGCACUCAGGCGACAAGGAAGUGGAAGCUGCAGCAGCCAAGGGCGAGGACCCAGGCGUCAGCCUGGUGCGCCGUGCGUGUGCGUUUAUCGCCCGCAACAACUUCCCCACCAAGGUCAUGGCGUCCAACAUCCGUAGCAAGGAGGACGCACUCAGCCUCCAUGGCACUGACUACCUGGUGGUACCCCUCAAGGUGAUGGAGGCUCUGAAAGACACUCCCGCUUCCCCUGACCUCAAACCUGCAGCACUCAGUUCAGCAGCUGACAAGCACCUGUUUUCCAUCCCAUUCUAA
Molecule: messenger RNA, 867 nt
Organism: Closterium sp. Naga37s-1
Lineage: Eukaryota; Viridiplantae; Streptophyta; Zygnematophyceae; Desmidiales; Closteriaceae
Source: the annotation of a GenBank genome assembly